This is a messenger RNA of Panicum virgatum (switchgrass), 1770 nucleotides long. Its product is annotated as CBL-interacting protein kinase 17-like. The transcript has 12 exons. Gene Ontology annotation, molecular function: ATP binding; protein kinase activity. NCBI's taxonomy places the organism in Eukaryota, Viridiplantae, Streptophyta, Magnoliopsida, Poales, Poaceae. Bases 146 to 1549 code for a protein of 467 amino acids. Gene Ontology annotation, biological process: signal transduction; protein phosphorylation. The record is from RefSeq and is a predicted model, not a curated record.
CCUCCCUCGAGUCGACCCGGCGCGGGCCACGCCAGAUUCGAAUCAAACAAGCCAGCAAUCCCUCGAGUAAAAGAAGCGGGCAGGAAUCUCGGCGAGGUUCCCGGCCGGCGCGUGGCGCGCAGCUGCGGUGCGGCGCCCUUUAUCGAUGGUGAGCGGCGGCGGCGCGGGGGAGGAGAGCGCGCGCGGGCGCGGCGGCGGCGCGGCGCUGCUGGGCGCGUACGAGCUGGGGCGGACGGUCGGGGAGGGCAACUUCGGCAAGGUGAAGCAGGCGCGGCACCGCGGCACGGGCGCGCUCUUCGCCGUCAAGAUCCUGGACCGCGCCCGGGUCCUCUCCCAGCGCAUCGCCGACCAGAUACGCCGGGAGAUCGCCACGCUCAAGCUGCUCCGCCACCCCAACGUCGUCCGCCUGCACGAGGUUGCUGCUAGCAAGACCAAGAUUUACAUGGUGCUCGAGUUUGUCAACGGCGGCGAACUGUUCGACAGGAUUGCCAUCAAGGGAAAACUCUCGGAGGAAGAAGGAAGGAGGCUAUUUCAGCAGCUGAUCGAUGGUGUCAGCUACUGCCACGAAAAGGGCAUCUACCAUAGAGACCUCAAGCCUGAGAACGUUCUUGUUGACCGGAAGGGCAACAUCAAGAUAUCUGAUUUUGGCCUCAGUGCUUUACCACAACAUCUCGGGAAUGAUGGGUUGCUGCAUACGACCUGUGGUAGCCCCAAUUACAUUGCUCCUGAGGUUCUGCAGAACAGAGGAUACGAUGGAUCCUUGUCAGAUAUCUGGUCUUGUGGGGUUAUUCUUUAUUUGAUGCUCGUAGGAUACCUUCCGUUUGAUGACCGGAAUAUCGUUGUUCUUUAUCAGAAGAUUUUCAAGGGUGACACUCAGAUCCCAAAGUGCCUUUCUCCUGGCGCACAAAAUCUUCUCCAGCGGAUUCUUGAGCCCAACCCGAUGAAGCGGAUCACAAUGGCUGAAAUCAAGGCACAUGAGUGGUUCCAGAGGGAUUAUGUUCCUGCAGUUCCAUUCGACAACGAUGAUGAAGAUUCACAGCUUGACCUGGUCCUUCCAGUCAAGGAGGAAAUUAAUCCAUCACCUGGGGAUCAUCAGAUCAAUGCUUUUCAGUUGAUUGGAAUGGCAUCAUCCCUUGACCUCUCAGGGUUUUUCGAGGAAGAGGACGUGUCCCAGAGGAAGAUCAGAUUCACAACAACACACCCACCCAAGGAUUUGUUUGACAAGAUUGAACGUUCUGCAAGCGAAAUGGGCUUCCAAGUACAGAGGGGGCACGGCAAGCUCAAAGUAACGCAAAACUACACUGGAACAAAGAAUCCUAAAAACCCAGCUUCAUUUCUUGUCUGCACCGAGGUGUUUGAGCUUGGCCCCUCUUUGUACGUCGUAGAGAUCAAGAAGUCCCAUGGAGACCCUGCAUUGUACAGAAAGCUCUGCGAGAGGAUCUGCAGUGAGUUGGGCGUGCUGAUGGAGCAGAUCUUCGGGACACGGCCGGUUGCCGAUGAUCUUGCGAGCUUGGACAGUCGAUCCGGGACGCCUUUGGUGGCAUUGUGACGAAGUCUGCCCGUUGCCGUGAUGUAGCGUGAGAUCUAGGGAAGACGAAGCAGUUCAGCUGCAAUGCAGCUAGGAACGAGUGUACUGUAAGUAGGAUCAAAAUUCGCCUGAAAAUAGAGAUGUCAAAAUAGUGCAGGAUCAUAAUGUGUAAAAGAAGCAGCAGCCACUGACGUCAAACCGAAUGUCAAAUCUAAUAAAUGGAUUGUAUUCGGUGGCAUACA